Messenger RNA from Balaenoptera acutorostrata (minke whale), 3738 nucleotides. It is a transcript of the gene ZC3H18, whose product is annotated as zinc finger CCCH-type containing 18. NCBI's taxonomy places the organism in Eukaryota, Metazoa, Chordata, Mammalia, Artiodactyla, Balaenopteridae. Bases 205 to 3111 code for a protein of 968 amino acids. Gene Ontology annotation, molecular function: metal ion binding. The transcript has 19 exons. The record is from RefSeq and is a predicted model, not a curated record.
CCCGCAGACAGCCGUCGCGGCCUGAUGACGUCGCACAAUGGCCGGCCCCCGCGGGUAGUGGAGCCCGUUUGUUCCGCCCGCGUCGCGCCUCAAGCCGGAGCCUGUGAGGAGCGGAAGGGCUGAGGGACGUCUUCCCCGCGCCGCCCCGACUCCUGCGAAGCCGUGGCCCCCUCUCUGCCCUUGCGCUGAGAACCGUGGGUACCGAUGGAUGUGGCCGAGAGCCCUGACCGGGACCCUCGCUCUCCGGAGGAUGAGGAAGAGGAGCAGCAGGGGCUCUCGGACGAUGACAUCCUGAGGGAAAGUGGGUCUGAGCAGGACCUGGAUGGAGCGGAGGGGAGGGCUUCUGACUUGGAGGCUGAGGAGAGUGCCGCCCCGGGACUGAGCCAGGAGGAAGAGGAGAGUCACACUGACGAGGAGGACCGGGACUCCGAGGCUCAGGAGCUGAGCGGGGGCCCGGCCAGCCCCCCGCGGGCCAAGGGGGCCCGGGGGGAGGAGGACCGCACCAGCGACCUGAGGGACGAGGCCUCGUCGGUCACCAGGGACCUGGACGAGCACGAGUUAGACUACGACGAGGAGGUCCCCGAGGAGCCGGCCCCCGCCGCGCAGGAGGACGACACCGAGAAGGCCGGGCCCGAGGAGGACGAGGAGAGGGGAGAAGGGGCUCCCGGGGAGGACGGGAAGGCAGGCGUCCGCGGCGUGGAGGACAGGGAGCCCGUGGAGGCCGCCAAGGAGAAGAGGAAAGAGGACGACGACGGAGAGAUCGACGACGGAGAGAUCGACGAUGAUGACCUGGAGGAGGGUGAAGUGAAGGACCCCAGUGACAGGAAGGUGAGGCCUCGUCCCACCUGCCGAUUCUUCAUGAAAGAUGUUGUGACACCAUUGUCCACUCCUUCUUCACCAAUACCAAAUUCCAUACCAUUCAGAGGCCAGGUUAAAGGGAACUGUACCUGGGGCAUGAACUGCAGGUUUAUACACCCUGGAGUCAACGACAAGGGCAACUACUCCCUCAUCACCAAAGCCGAACCUUUCCCGCCCAACGGUGCCCCGCCUCUCGGACCUCACCCUCUGAUGCCUGCCAACCCGUGGGGUGGGCCAGUAGUUGAUGAAAUUUUGCCUCCACCCCCUCCAGAGCCCCCUACAGAGAGUGCUUGGGAGCGAGGACUCCGGCAUGCAAAGGAGGUUUUAAAAAAAGCAACCAUUCGAAAAGAACAAGAGCCUGACUUUGAAGAGAAAAGGUUUACGGUGACCAUUGGUGAAGAUGAACGGGAGUUUGACAAAGAAAACGAAGUUUUCCGAGACUGGAACUAUCGGAUCACGAGGGAUGUCAGAGACGCAGCACUUGAGCCUUACGCAGACCCGUAUUACGACUAUGAGAUAGAGCGGUUCUGGCGUGGCGGGCAGUACGAGAAUUUCCGGGUGCAGUACACAGAAGCGGAGCCGUACCAUAACUACCGGGAAAGGGAGCGGGAACGAGAGCGAGAGAACAGACAGCGGGAGCGGGAGCGCGAACGGGAGCGGGACCGGGAGCGCGAGCGGCGGCAGCGGGAGCGCGAGCGGGAGCGGGAGCGCGAGCGGGACAAGGAGCGGCAGCGGCGGAAGGAGGAGUGGGAGCGCGAGCGCGCCAAGCGGGACGAGAAGGACAGACAGCACCGUGAGCGCGACAAGGAGCGCGACAAGGAGAAGGAGAAGCCCAAGGCCCGCUCCCCGCAGCCACCGAGCCGUCAAGCUGAGCCACCAAAGAAGGAGACAGCCUCUGCCGGGCCCCAGGUGAAGAGAGCCGACGAGUGGAAGGACCCCUGGCGCCGGUCCAAGUCUCCCAAGAAGAAACUUGGGAUAUCGGUCUCCCCUAGCCGGGCACGACGGCGUCGGAAAACAUCAGCCUCGUCGGCCUCUGCCUCUAAUUCCUCCAGGUCCUCGUCGCGGUCGUCCUCCUACUCCGGCUCUGGCUCCUCCCGGUCCCGGUCCCGGUCCUCUUCCUACAGCUCCUACUCCAGCCGGUCUUCCAGACGCAGCUCGUUCUCAGGCAGCCGGUCCAGGUCCCGGUCCUUCUCCUCGUCCCCGUCCCCAUCCCCGACGCCUUCGCCGCACAGACCUGUCAGAACCAAGGGGGAGCCGGCUCCGCCUCCUGCAAAAGCAGGAGAGAAGCUGCUGAAGAAGCCAGCCCCACCUCCAGCCCCACCGCAGGCCCCCAAAACCACCGCUCCUGCCCCCGAGCCCGCCAAGCCCGGAGACCUUCGGGAAGCCAGGAGGAGGGAGCGGCAGGCCAGGAGCCCGCCCAGGAGGCGGACCGUCAGCGGCAGCGGCAGCGGCAGCAGCUACAGCGGCUCUAGUUCCAGAUCCAGGUCCCUGAGCGUGAGCAGCGUCUCCUCCGUGUCCAGCGCCACAUCGAGCAGCAGCUCAGCGCACAGCGUGGACUCGGACGACAUGUAUGCAGACCUGGCGAGCCCCGUGUCCUCGGCUAGCUCGCGCUCCCCCACCCCAGCCCAGGCCAAGAAGGAGAAAGGAAAGUCUAAGAAGGAAGACGGUGUGAAAGCAGAUAAGCGGAAGCGGGAUCCGUCCACGCAGCCGCCCAAACCCUCGAGAACCCCCGCGGGCGGCAGGUCCUCCCAGCAGCCCACGACCCCCCAGCAGGCGCCGCCCGGCCAGCCCCCACCGGCCGCGUUCAUCGCCCACAAGGAGAUCAAGUUGACUCUGCUGAACAAGGCUGCUGAUAAAGGGAGCAGGAAGCGCUACGAGCCCUCGGACAAGGACAGGCAGAGCCCACCUCCAGCCAAGCGGGCCAACCUCUCCCCGGACCGAGGUUCUCGGGACCGAAAGUCAGGUGGGAGACUCAGCUCCCCGAAGCCAGAGCGGCAGAGGGGCCAGAAUUCCAAGGCACCCGCGGCCCCAACAGACAGGAAGCGCCCGUUGUCCCCCCAGUCCAAGAGCUCCAGCAAGGUGACCAGUGUGCCCGGCAAGGCCUCAGACAGCAGUGCUGCCGCCGGCGCGUCCACAGGCACCAAGUCAGGGAAGGCCAGCACGCUGUCCCGGCGGGAGGAGCUGCUGAAGCAGCUGAAGGCCGUGGAGGACGCCAUUGCCCGCAAGCGGGCCAAGAUCCCCGGGAAGGUGUAGCCCGGCCUCUGCGCCCCGAGGCAGGGACUCACUUGUUUUUAUAAAUAGGGUAAGCGCAGCCAUUUUGGAUUUUGCAGUUAAUGUCUUAUUUUGGCUGUGAUUCUUUUUAAAAACUAAAAAAAAAAAAAAAAAGUUUCUCAGCUGGAAAAGAAGCCACACACGUAACGAAGAUGACGCUGAAUCCCAGACUGAAGCAGCCCCUUCGCAGAGCAGAAGUGCGGCGAGCCGGCUGGGCGGGCGGCCGCGCGGUGAGGACCGGCUCGAUUUUAUGUAAACGAGGAGUCCUCCCUCUGCUCGCCAGUCAGGCGUCCUCACCGCCCGGUGGGCCGCACCCUCGGCACCCGCCCUCCUCCCGUCGCCAGGAACACCAAGGCUGCCGAGCGUCCUCCCCGCCCCUGCCGCCCCCAGGAUCAAAAAGUAUAUAUAUAUUCUUGACUAAAGUCUGAUUGGGAAAUACUCCUGUCUUUUAUUUUAAGCAUCAAAUUGUUUUAGUUGAUUUAAAAAGGAAAAAAAAAAAUACAGAAAAGACCAAAAAAAAAAAAAAGGCCGAGGGUAUUGUUGGGCAUCUGUCAGAUGUGGAGGGUCUUUUUUUGAGGGGUCUCCUAAAAUAAAAUAUUUUGAUAAACA